CAUCUUACUAUCGUGCCAAUGUUGCUAACGCAGCUCGAGAUUGCAGUCGGAAAUCCAACGCUCAAGCGGAAGUACAGUGGGGACUACGGUGCGCUCAAGAAAAAGAUGGAAGCCAUCAAUUGGAACAAGAUCAUGUACAUCGCCCAGGAGGAAAAGCUCAUAUACUUCGACCAGAAAACGUACCGACUGCCGGAAGCGAUAGUGACCAUGUAUGCCGAUCGGGUGAUGCAUCUCGAUCUGAGCCACAACAAACUUUCGGCCUUCGAUGCACUCGAACGGUUUCCAUUCCUUGUGGAGCUGGUGCUGGACAAUAACUACCUAACGGAUGAGAUUAUCUUCCCCGCCCAGCUGAACAAUGUGAAGCUGCUUUCGCUGAACAACAACAAGUUCAAAAAUUUGGAUCUACUGCUUACGAAACUUUCGCUGUGCUUUCCCGAGCUGGAAUAUCUCAGUCUGCUGGGCAAUCCGGCCUGUCCUUGCCAUCUGCUCAACCUGAAGUACACCGAGUACGACUACCAGAAGUAUAGACUGUACAUCAUCCGACACCUGCCCAAGCUGCGCAUCCUUGACGGUCAACGGGUGAAGAAAAUGGAGCGCGACUUUGUACGCUGCCAGCUGGAGAAUUACGGUGAAACGCUUGACCACGAUCCGAACACACUAUCCGGCACGGUCAAGCAGCAACAGCAGCAAAACGUCCGCAAGAGCAACACCUUAAAGCAUCUCUACACGACCGUUAGCAGUGGGCUGGGACUACGUCGGAAGACUCCGCCGGUUUACAGCCCGCUGCCGGAAACGUUGCGCGAAAUAGGGGAUCAUCGGGGUGCGUAUGGCCGGUGCCGUUACCGGUACGUUGGCGCACAAUCCGAGGGAAAUCGAUUCAUACUCAACAAUGACUUAUGAU
Messenger RNA from Anopheles maculipalpis, 901 nucleotides. Its product is annotated as leucine-rich melanocyte differentiation-associated protein-like. Gene Ontology annotation, biological process: melanocyte differentiation. The transcript has 4 exons. Lineage: Eukaryota; Metazoa; Arthropoda; Insecta; Diptera; Culicidae. Bases 19 to 900 code for a protein of 293 amino acids. The record is from RefSeq and is a predicted model, not a curated record.